Molecule: messenger RNA, 4263 nt
Organism: Austrofundulus limnaeus
Lineage: Eukaryota; Metazoa; Chordata; Actinopteri; Cyprinodontiformes; Rivulidae
Gene: ptchd1
Product: patched domain containing 1
Exons: 5
Coding region: 518-3412 (964 amino acids)
Biological process (GO): chemical synaptic transmission; cognition
Cellular component (GO): synapse; plasma membrane
Source: RefSeq, a predicted model, not a curated record
CCAACAAGGAGGAGAAAGAAGCUGUGAGUGACUGAAUAUAGUUCUGCCAAACCCACAAUGCAAAGGGAUGACGGAAGGGAAGGCAAAGCGAUCCUGCCGCAGAAAGMGGGAAAAUAAAAUAUUAAUAAAACAACCCAGAUUCGGUCGAUGUGACAAACAYGCUCAGCGUGGCAUCCCGGUGCGUGCUCACCGCCUCACCCAUCCUGCGACUCCCACCUUCUUUCAUCCACCAAGAAGACCACCCCAUCGGUGGUGAGUUGGUGAUGCGGGGCGGAGCUGCAGAACACGCCGGCAUGUCAGCAUCUAAAGGCGUCUUCUUGAUCUCAUUCAGAUCUGUGCCCCGCCGCCCUCUUUAGCGGAUGAGAGAACUCCGGGUAAAUUGGCGGAGGAGGGUUAAACUCUCCCCGGCUGAGGAUCUCUCGCUCCGGGGGAAGAGCCCUCCCACCACGCGGCGACGUCCCCUCCCCGAACCCCAGCAGACCGAGACGGAGCCCACCGAUGCGCACGGCGGCCCCUGAUGCUCGGCGGCGCUCCGGGGCUUUCCUGUCGGUGGGAGAGGCUCGAGCCGCGGCCGCGCGCUAGGAUGCUGCGCCAGGUGUUGCACGCGGGACUCGGGGCGUGCUUCCACGCGCUCGGCCGCUUCGUGGCCGGCCACCCGGUGUUCUUUGCCUCGGCGCCCGUGCUCCUGUCCGUCUUGCUGGGGGCCAGCUUCAGCCGGUACCGCGUGGAGGAGGACGUGGAGAGCCUGCUCGCGCCCAAGCACAGCCUGGCCAAGAUCGAAGGGAACCUGGUGGAGAGCCUGUUCCCGGUGAACCGCUCCAAGCACGCGCUCUACUCGGACCUGCAAACGGCGGGCCGCUACGGGCGCGUGAUCAUCACAGCCCGGAAGGGGAGCGUGCUGGACCCGCCUCACCUGGACAAUAUUCUACAGUUGCACAGACGGAUCUAUCAGAUGCAGGUGACGGUCCCAGCCACAGGCUUCAACAGGUUCAACUACUCCUUCUCCUACCUCUGUCUGCCUGAUGACAAGAACGUCUGCAUCAUUGAUGACAUCAUCCGCGCCAUGGAGGAGAUCCAGUCGGCUCGUGCCUCCAACCAAACCAUCCCGGUCCUGAGGUAUCCCAUCACCCAACUGGCAGACGGUCGAAAAGCAUACAUCGGCCACCAGCUGGGCGGCGUUCAGGGCUGGGGUGGAGCGAUACGAAUCCAGGGGACGGGAGCCAAAGUAGAGGGCGUUCGAUCUGCCAGGGCAGUGCAGCUGACCUACUACCUCCAAUCCCAAAGCGGCCUAUUGGAUCGAGUAGCGAGCCAGUGGGAAAAAGCCUUCUGCGCUGAGGUGAAGCACUUUGGAACUUCACAUCCAAAAAUGGGGCUCUACUCGUCCACAUCCUCCUCCUUGAGGACAGAUUUCCAGUUUUCCUCUGUGCUGGCACGUCGCCCCCUGUUGGCCAGCUUGGGAGUAUGCGGGGUGCUGGCCAUCCUCUGCUGCUCCAUGAGGGACUGUGUUAGGUCCAAACCCUGGUUGGGACUGUUGGCUCUGCUGUCAGUCACACUGUCGGGCCUAACUGCUGCUGGAAUAUUAAACCUGACUGGAGCCACCUACAACUCUACAUAUCUGGGAAUUCCUUUUGUCAUGCUGGGCCACGGGCUUUUCGGCUCUUUUGAGAUGCUGUCGUCAUGGAGGCGAACACGGGAGGACCAGCACGUGAAAGAGCGCGUGGCGAGCGUGUUCGAGGACGUCAUGCUGCGUUUUUCCGGCUCCACCAUGGUCCACCUGACGACGCUGGGCCUGGCCGCCUCGCCGCUCACCAACAUGGACGCCGUCCGGCUCUUCUGUCGUGCCGCCGCCCUCGCAGUCAGCGUCAGCUACGUUUACAUGUUGUCGUUCUACAGCUCCUGCCUGGUGUUCACGGGCUACUUGGAGACCCGGUACAGACACGGCUGCUUCUGCCGGAGAGUCCCCAAACAGGAUCGACUGGACUCUAAACCGGCCUGGUACCGGUGUUUGAUGCACACUCGUUACCAGGAUGAGACGCAGUUGAGCGGCCUGCCGCGCGGAGCUGGCCCCACGCUGAACUCAAACCUGACUCACACAGAAAUGCGUGGACAUCUGACUAACUCCACAAACACACAUUCACACUCUCAGAGUCACUCCACAGCAAGUAUGGAUUCUCAUCCUCAGGAUUCGCACCUUUUACUGGGGUGCGUGCGACGCUGCUAUGGCGACUGGAUCACCAACACUUAUGUCAAGCCCUUUGUAGUUCUGCUGUACCUGGUUUACAUCUCCUUCGCAUUGAUGGGGUUCCUUCAGGUCACCCAAGGUUCCGACCCCAGCGCACUGGUGGCCAUGGAUACAGCAACCGUCCUAUACACACGUGCCCAGCAGCGUUACUUCAGCUCAUACUCUCCUGUGAUCGGGUUCUACAUCUACGAAAGUGCCCCUUACUGGAACGCCUCGGUGCAGCGGGACCUGCUGGAGUACGCCAAAGGCUUCCAGAGGAUCAGCUGGCUUGAGGCCUACCUGAGCUACCUGCUGGACCGCAAUGAGUCCACAAGCCAGCCGCGCGAGAACUUCACCCACACGCUGCGCCACGCCUUCCUCCGCGAUCCGCGCUUCGCCCACUUCGAGGAUGACAUCAUCUUCGCGGCGCGCGGCCAGGGCGAGGAGCCCGACGUGGCGGCGUCGCGCCUCUUCCUGGUGGCCAAGACGACGGAGAACAAGCGCGAGGAGAUGUCAGUGCUGCUGGACACGCUGCGUCGCCUCUCGCUCACCUCCCGCGUCCGCUUCCUCAUCUUCAACCCCUCCUUCGUGUACUUGGACCGUUACGCCGCGGCGGUGGGCUCGCCCCUCAGGCACUCCCUGCUGGCAGCGCUCUUCCUGUUGGGGCUCUCCUCUCUGGCCAUCGUGGAGCCGCUGGUGUCCGUGUGGCUGGGUCUCACCCUGCUCUCGGUCCAGUUCGGGGUGCUGGGCUUCAUGACGCUGUGGGGCGUGGAGAUGGACUGCGUGUCUGUGCUGUGUCUGAUCUCGGCUCUGGGACACUCGGCGGACUGCAGCGGCCCGCUCCUCUGUGGUUUCGCCUCAGGUCAGGGCGAGAGCAGGACUCGCUGGGUUCGGUUAGCGUUGGAGAGGCACGGCAUCCCGUCCUUACAGACGCUGGUGUGCUAUGGCGCCGCCCUGGUGCCCAUCGGCUUCGUACGCUCAAACCUGACGCGCACGCUUUUCCGCUGCCUCAGCCUCACCGCCGGUUGCUCGGCCCUGCACACGUUGGCCUUUCUGCCCGCCCUCCUCACCUUCCUGCCUCCCUCCAAAAGCAGAGACCACCGCCCAGGAAGGGAAGGCCAGAGGCAGGAGGUGGAGUGCGUUGAAAUGAAUGACAGCACUAGAGUAGUGGACCAAAUUACCACUGUUUGAGCAUGGAAUUGUGGGGUUUAUUUUGGCUCGAGCGUUGCUAUGGUGGCUGACAUCUGGGAGCUGUCUCAGUGUGGUCCAAAUGGCCACAAAGCUUCCUGCUAAAGAAAACGCUGACACACUCGAAGACUGAAGGAUAAGGACAGUGCAAAAAAUAUAUAUAUAUAUCAAAAAAGAAACAAGCAGUAAAUGGGUUUAAAGUGAAGCAAAUGAAAAGAAUAAAAAGGCAGGUCCUUGAUGCACUGUCACCAUGGUUUAAUGCUUGUUACUAAUGCUGUGAGGCAUGCAAAUGAGCCCCCACACCCACCCCCCAACAAAACAAUCACAAGUGCGAGAAAGAGCCUGAAUGCCAUCAGAGAGGAAGUGCAUCACCUUCCACUUCUCUGAAACUUGCUUUAGAUCAGAUCACUUUGUUUGCCUACUGCUGUCUGCCAUAUUAUGUUGCACAAUUUUAGCUUCAGUGACAUGAGGCAAUCAAAUGUAUAACUUGAGUAUUUCUACUUUAAUGCUGGACAAAUAAAGUCAGAAUAACAAAAUUUGAUUUGCAGUAUUUCUUAUAAAAAAUCAGCUAAAAUAGGGUAUAAAGGUGUGCUUUUAUUAGUCAUGUGAAUUACAAUAAUGGGAUGAUCUUGUAUAAAAUGAAUGUAUUCUCCAAUAGGAGCUUUAUUGUACAUGCAGUGGGUUUUUAGAAAGAGGAGACAGCCGUUCAAACCAUUUUUUGUGUUUUGAUAAUUCUCAAGACUGCACACUGUAAUUGGCUGGCGUCUCUGUCAAAACAUUGCCGUUCAAGAUUACAGAAAAAAAUACAAAUAAAUAACUGCACAAGACUAUUUCUCUGCAGUGAAGCACACAAA